Molecule: messenger RNA, 2409 nt
Organism: Peniophora sp. CBMAI 1063
Lineage: Eukaryota; Fungi; Basidiomycota; Agaricomycetes; Russulales; Peniophoraceae
Source: the annotation of a GenBank genome assembly
AUGCAGAGCAAGCUCACCAAGAAGCGACCGAACCCCAGUCCUACCGACGAUGAGCCUACCAAGAAGAAGGCAAAUGGGAGGAUGGGACGUCCGCGUAACGUUGGCGAUGAGCAAUAUGACUAUAUUAUGGGCGGCUAUCCCGACUAUGCAGCGUUGAAAAUCAAGCAGAAGAACGGACAGCGCGUCAACAUCAGCGGGCUGUACAACGACAAGACAAUCGACAUGAUCGCGAAGUACGGCUGGGAGAAUCCCUUCCGCACGUUGAAGCAGGAUGUUCCCGACGCGACUGACGCAGCACGAGCGGCCACGGCGGCGGAAGUUCAGGAAGUGGCCAACAUCCUGGCGGGCGGCGGAGUGGGAAUGAACGAGCAGGCGUUGGCGGUGCAUCGUAGGAAGGAUGAGGUGGUGACGCUUGUCCGAGGUGAGAUCACAAAGCUCUACCAGCGAGCGGCACGCGUCGAGGCGGCCGGUGGAGUGAAGCCGGCCGUGGAUAUUCCGAAGCUAGUCAAAUCUAUAAUGGCAAAGCCAACCCAGCGUCAGCUAUAUGUAGUUUGGGCGAAGAUGAAGGAGCGGCCUGACUUAGAGGCGGAAGUGAGUCGCAGAUAUGCUGCGGAGGCCAAGGAAAAAGGCGGCGACGCGACUUCGAGAGGGGCUGUCUGGAACUCGGUCGCUGCCGAAUGGUUUAACUCGUCGACCAUUGAGGAGAAGGAGCAUACGCGCCAGGAGGCCACGAAGCUCCUUCAGAUCGAGAUGAAGAGGUGGGAGGACAACGCAGCCUCCGCUCCCUCAACACCUGAAGAGGCCCAUGAGUUUAUGCAAGGGUCCGAGGAGUUUUUGCGCGCCAUGAUGCAAUUCUUUGCGAAUCGCGCAUCCGGAUACGCCGUUAUGUUCCUCGUAGGGCCUGAUGAAGUUAGCUUAUCCGAGGCUGUAUGCGAUAUUCCUGGGCAACCGAAAGUAUUGUAUAGUCAAGUUGCGGAGGAAGAGACGACGCUGAGGUUGAUUGGGGGGCGUAUCUUAACCCAAUCUCGGUUGAUCAACGAGCUGAAAUGGGGUCCUCAGAGGGGGUAUAGCGACUCACCUAUGGCCUCCGGUGACGCAACGGGCCCUACCAGCGAAGGUAUCCAGCUCGAUUCCGAGCUUCGUGAAGUGGAACGUCAGACGGAUGAAAGUAGAGGUCAGAACCAUUCCUCAGUCAGUCGGUCAGAAAGCUCUCGGUCCAAGGAACAGUUGGAUACGAGCGCAAGCAUGACUUCGUUCGCUGAACCAGCCGCUCAAGCCGCACGUAUGCGUCCAGAAAGGAUGACAGGUGGUGUCAUGGAUUGCCUACUACCGCAGGAUGGGGAGGCAUCCUACGUCGAAGAGAAGACUGUAGAAGCGGCGGCCAAACUCCAAGCCGCCCAGGCGAGGAUCUUGGCAGCCGAGGCCGAGAUACUGGCGGCGAAAGCGGAGGCGGAGGCGGCAAAAGCGGAAGCGGCAAAAGCGGAAGCGGCAAAAGCGGAAGCGGGGAAGUCCAGUGCCGACGUCGAGCCCGGUCAUGCACCCGCAUCACCCGUGGAACCUGUACAAAUGGCAUUUGAGGAUGGCUUCCCGACAUACAUAGAGCCAAGCGUAUCCUCUCCUACCCCGGUCCCCACAAGCGUCGCUCCUAGCAUGCAUAGGGUGUCAGUCCUGACUUUCGAUCCUCACGCAUCCGUUCGCAACCUCGAUGGCAUUGAGUCGGCGUACCCGACCGAACUAAACAAAGCAUUGUUAGCUAUCGGGCCGAGGAAGGUGUGGUGGGAGAACACUAACAGUUCUAAGUUCUUUCAGGCGGUGCCAAAGCAGAUGAGGCAGGGCGGAGUGGAUGUUGCGAUUGGUUGUGAGCUGAGCCUAGCGUACUUGGCGCUCGAGCAAAGCACAGCGACAGAAAACAAGUUGAUGAUGCACCUGAAUGACAGCAGAAACGCUUACCUUCCAGAGUACAUGGCGAGCUUCAGUGACAGAUCAUGGGCGGCGCGAUGGCAUAAGAGAGCACUUCCUGGCACGGCACGAACGCGCGCGGCUCUAGACAGCGACGUACAUAUUACACUCCCCCGUCAGUGGGCCAUGCUUCAGCCUGCUGUCAGACUUGAUUCGGAACAGCGCAUCUCUCAACCGGCGCUCGCAUCGAUGGCAUGGUCCCCCGACUUUGCGCCUGGAGAAAGUGGAAUUCGGGUUCUAGUGGUGACUUUGCUGAACUGGGGAUCACACGCAGCAGGAAAACAAGACGAGCAAAAGGAGUGGCGUGCCGUCGCGGCUGAUGUUGCAGCAGUGCUACGUAUUCUCGCAGAAAAAACUGGGGAGUCGGCGAUGAGCGAGCCGGAAGGCAGGAAGAAGUACGUGAUCAGGCAACGCAACAGCUAUGACCAUCCUCUGAGCACGUCCCGAUAG